This is a messenger RNA of Oxyura jamaicensis (ruddy duck), 7244 nucleotides long. It is a transcript of the gene SGCZ, whose product is annotated as sarcoglycan zeta. Lineage: Eukaryota; Metazoa; Chordata; Aves; Anseriformes; Anatidae. The coding region runs from base 1756 to 2766 and encodes 336 amino acids. The transcript is spliced from 10 exons. Gene Ontology annotation, cellular component: sarcoglycan complex; sarcolemma. The record is from RefSeq and is a predicted model, not a curated record. Gene Ontology annotation, biological process: heart contraction; cardiac muscle tissue development.
CUAGGGAAAAAGAGACAUUAGAGCAGAGACUGCUAUCAGGCAGCAUAUUGGGCUCCUCACAGGUGGCAGCAGCACCACUGCAUCCCACCUACUUAUGUAUCAGACUCAUUAGGUAGCUUGAGGGCUUUGCAGCACAUACUCAAUUGUGUAUUUUGCUCUUUUCUUUUCAUCAUCAUUUUCUUAAAAAGAUAACCACAUGCAUAGUGAGGUCCUUUCUCCCAUCAAUGUACUUUUCUAACACUUUAUUUUGCCUUCACCUUCUCUCCUUUCCUUCACAAAUAGAAAAUCACAUUUACAGCAAGCAAACUGGGAGAUUUGUGACACUUCUUAACUGCUGAGAACAUUAAUAUUAUCAUAUCACACUGGUUUCUGUGAAAAAUUUAUAAAAUAAAGGAAUAAAGAUUUCUAAUGCAAUCUCUAGGGGUUAUAUUACUGAUUGCUUUAUAGUAAGAACUAGUAUGUUGAACUAAGUUUAAUACCUUCAGAAACAGAGUUUUAUAAUGAGUUGCAUUUCACUUUCACCCUGUCCAUUGAACACACUUUGAAGGUUCAUGUAACCAGCCCCAUGCACAUGGUAACAAAUUCUCUCCUGAGUUCUCCAAAGCUGGAAAGAAGUCUAGCAGCUAGAAAGAAGCUGCAGAGCUGCCAGAAGUGCAUUUUCUCUUUUUACUUUUUUGAAUUUCUGCUCCAGCAGAUGGAUUUAUCCCCCUGACUUGCCAUUAUCUGGGGAGUAAGAUGCAGUGGAGAGAGCUCAGGAGAAAAUGGCUGAUGCUCUGCCAUUCAAGCUGAGCUUGUAUUCACGCAGGGUAAAGUGUAGAAAGUAAGGUAAGAGCCUAUAUCAAUAAACAGUGAACCUUCUAUUCUACCAGCUCCAACUGCUUUCAACUGACCCAUCUGCUAUAAAAACAAUAAUGUUUGCCACAAAUAUUUGCACAUAUUUGAUACUGUGAAAUUACAUGUGGCUGAAAGACUAUUGAUUUUCUUUUUUUCUAUGCUUGUUUUGAUUCCCUAGAACAAUACAUUGUACAUAAUAUUUUGGGGUUUGUCUCUUCUGGGAGUCCACACUUUUUCAGAUCAGGCUGAGUAAUUUUAAAAGUUGCUGCUGCUGUAUUGAUUUUCUGCCUGAAUCCAUUUUGCUAAGUAAACUGAUAUAGGAAGUAGGGCCUGAGAUCAUCUCACAGGCACAAUAAGCAAGCCCUGCCCCUUUCUAAAACACCAAAGCUUUAUAAUCUUUAAAACUGAUUUUUGUUAGACUUAGGUGACCUGUAAUAUAGGAAAACCGCAGAUCUGCUGGAUAAGAUGGAAUAAAAUUGAAGAAGGUGGUGAACCAAUUUUCCCUCCUUCACUGUGUCAUUGCAAGGGUGAGUCCUUUUCCAUGGGUUUUCUGUCAGCCUACAGACACUCCCCUACUGCAAAAUCCAUUCAAAAUCCCCUUGUGGUUCCUCAGACAAGGUUUUUCUCUCCACUCCUAGGGAGGCCAGCUGGCCUACGCCUCACCCUACAGGGAGCCAGCCCUUACAGGUCUACUGCUUUGCUUCUGGAAGUUUCUACUGGGCCAGGGUGCCACUGCCCCUUGUUCUCCCAAGUGGGGUGCAGGUGCUGCAAUGCACACUCAUUUCCCAUCCAUCCUUUGUCAGCUACAGCAAAAUUCUUCCUGCUGCUCCCUCUGGUCUCCAUCACUGUCUGAGGAAGACACCUUUACAUGGCUGGACAAACACUGAUGGGCUCAAUGAGGGCUGAACAUGAGGACUCACAAUGAUAAAGAUGACACGAGAGCAGUAUAUAUUAGCAACACAACAGAACAGCCUUCCAAGGACUGAAAAUCCUCAGUUUUACCCAGUAGGGAUUUAUGGAUGGCGAAAGAGGUGCUUAUACUUCUUUGUACUUCUCCUGUUGGUUACCAUGAUUGUUAACUUAGCAAUGACAAUAUGGAUUUUGAAGGUUAUGAAUUUCACAGUGAGACUGUUGCUGCACUUUGAACAGAACUUCUGGUUUAAUUUCGUCCAAAAGGAAUUCCCUUCACAUGCAGAAAAACUGCCCCACAGUCUGAGUCAACAUGGAGAUGGAAUGGGAAAUUUGAGAGUCACUAAAAAAGGAAUACGACUUGAAGGAAUAUCUGAAUUUCUACUUCCACUAUACGUGAAAGAAAUCAAUUCCCGAAAGGAUAGUCCACUGGUCUUACAGUCUGACAGAAAUGUAACAGUGAAUGCAAGAAAUCACAUGGGACAGUUAACUGGACAACUGACAGUAGGAGCUGAUGCUGUGGAGGCCCAGUGUAAAAGAUUUGAAGUGAGGUCAAGUGAAGAUGGAAGAGUGUUGUUUUCUGCAGAUGAAGAUGAGAUUGUCAUUGGAGCUGAUAGACUGAAAGUAACAGGCACAGAAGGGGCAGUGUUUGGGCACUCUGUGGAGACACCCCAUAUCAGAGCAGAACCUUCCCAAGACCUCAAACUUGAAUCUCCUACUAGAUCCUUGGUGAUGGAAGCACCCAGGGGAGUGCAAGUCAAUGCAGCUGCAGGAGACUUAAAGGCCACGUGUAGGAAAGAACUGCACUUACAGUCUACAGAAGGGGAGAUAUUUUUAAAUGCAGAUACAAUUCGCUUGGGAAAUCUACCAGUGGGCUCCUUUUCCUCCUCUUCACCUAGCUCUUCAGCUCCUCGCCAGACUAUCUAUGAGCUCUGCGCCUGCCCCAAUGGUAAACUUUAUCUGUCCCCAGCAGGAGCAGGCUCCACAUGUCAAUCCAGUAGCAACAUCUGCUUGUGGAGCUAGAAGGACUCCAAUUUCUCCUCACACCGGAAUAGCCUUUUGUUACUAUCCCUCUGCUUCACAGUUCUGCUCGGUUUCCCUUGUGACAAGUUCGACGCUUCAAAUGGCCUGCAGAGCAACUUCUUCCAGUGUAAGCAGGAAUACAGCGCUGCCUUCUCUUGUGGUUUGUGUUACCACUCAACAUAGAGAUGGGAGUGAGAUAUUCAGAAAUCAAUGUAUUCUUCAUCAGGAAACCUGGAACAUAAUAUCACCUUUUGUCCAAAAGGGAGAAUAACACAGGUGCCUUUGCUACGUGAAGUGAAGCACAUAGUUUUAGAUUUUUGCAGGACCUGGAUAUGAACUGCACAUAUAUAUAUACAGUACAUAAACGAAUUUGCCCAGAAUCUGAUGGUGAAAUUAAUUGGUUACCCCUGUAUGAUAAAUAACUUUACUGUCUGAAAGCACAAUUUUCCAUUCAUCUUUUUGGAUGUAAACUUUUAUCCCUGAAUUUUAAAAUUUUGAAGCAUUGUGUGAUGCUUGCUUUACUAAACAAUUAAAUUCAGUAAAUGGUUUUUAACACAAAAAGAGACAGAAUCCCUCCGUGAGUUUGGUUUCUUUAAAAGUGUGUUGUUACUCUUUGUCUACUAAGUCUAGGGUUUUGUACACUAGGUAAAUUUUGGAAGUGCUCAGCAAUAUUACCUUUCAGAGUUAAAAAGACACCUGCUCUUGUUUGUCAGAUCUGAAUGGCCUUAUAUAUUAAUUUUGUGGCUACUGCAUGUGAAGUGAUUGCUUUCAGUAGAACAUACAGUUUCUGGAAAAGAACAGGGUAAAGAAGGAAAUACUGUUGAUGUGGUUUUUGAUCAGUGUAUUGCUCUUCACAAGGUAAUUAUAAUUGGCAAAAAAAAAAAAAAAAAAUCAAAGGUACAACUUUUCCAUUUUCUAGCUAUGUCUAACUGCUGCCGUUUGAACACAGUACAAACAUUAGUACUAAUGCAGUGUGUAAAGUUGAGAAGCAGUGCACUAACAACUGGUACCACAUUCACAUUCAUUAUUCUCUUUUGUUUACCAUCUGCUGCUAAGGUUUUCAAAGUAAUAGUAAUAAAUAUAUAUAAACACACAUUAAAUGACAUUUGGUAUUAAAAAGUACAUUAAUAUUAUGUUGACUUCAUCAGGUCUGUGUUUAAAUUAUGCAGCCCCAUUUGCACUCUGAGCUCACUGCUGACUUCCUUUUUUGUCAAGUUGGAUGUGGGAUUUCUUUCUUGUAUCAAUGUUCAUACAUGUUUGGUUUGUUUGGUAAUUGAAAUUUUACAAGAAAGCUUUGGUAUGCUGCUAGUAGGUUUAUCGCAACAUUGAUUAACAAGAGUAUCUUGAAACUUGCAGAACCCAGGAAUGUAAAACAGUAUAAAAAUGUUUCACAUUGUGGAAGAUGGCUAGUUUACAUAAGGUAAGUGUGCUUUUUAAUACUAUUCUUUAAAAUAUGUCAUCUACCAUGUAGCUUUAGAGGCUUUGGAAUGUAAGACCAUCAAUAUAAUGAUAGUUUUUGCAAGGUAACUCUGAAGUCAGGGCAAACAGUGCAAGGUGGGUAUUUCUACACAGCUUUUUUUUUUUUGCUUUUUUUUUUUUGAGAAAAAAUAAAAAGGGCAAACUAAUACUGUGAUUACCUUUCUAUUUUAUUACCACCUCAUAAGGCUGAUUUUGUUUUCACUUCAGGUGAAAUUCACUCCUUUGCAGAAGACCAGCACAAGACGUGUCCACGGCUUGACUGGUGCUUGCCUUUCCAUUGGGCCUGUUCAGAGGUGUGAAUUUCACGCUGUAGCAAGAAUACUCUCCUUGCUGUUUCUACCAGAUUAAAAUAAUAAUAAUAAAAAAAUAAAUAAAAUUAUUUUCUCUUUUCAAAAGAAGGCUAUUAGGAAAUAAUUCAUUAUUUCUUUGAGAAUUGUAUUCUUUCACCGGGAAAAAAAAAAAAAAAAAAAAAAGUAUUAGAAAAUAUUUCAAGAAAAUAUAUUAGAAGCCUGGGGAUUCUUAAUAAGAGGGACAGAAACAGAUACAAAUGACAAUGGUGAUAAUAAGACAUUUGAAAGUGUAUCCAUACAAAAUACCCUUUAAACUAUAAGGAAAUAGACGCGUUUGGUGCGAGAGCACAAGGAAAAAAGGAUCAAUCAUAUUCCAGGAGUAAAAUAUAUAGAUCUGUAUGAGGAUAUAUCUACAUGUAUUCAUUAUCUGUGCACACCAACAAACACUGGUUGCUUCAAAGAUGAACAGAUUAUAAUGGCUAAUCUAUUCAGUGAAUUACAUUUUGCCUGCUUAUAAAUUAUACACAACUAGACUAAGAUUUUUUUUUCUCCCCACUAAACCUACAUGAUUUGUCAUACAUUUUCCAUUGAGCAAUUCUUACUUGCUUGCUCUUCACCUUAUAUGAUAACUUACCUGUAGUACAGUCAAAAAAGGUUUCUGGCUUCUUUCUGGAUAGACCUAACCUUUAUAAAUUUUCCACAAUUUUCUACAAAUCAUGUAGAAAAAUAAAACAUAUCUUUUGUAACAACUCAUGUUAAUAACAAGGCUGAAAUAAUUUACUGCUUUAUAUGAGGAAAACUCAGAGCAGAUGCGCAGAUGAUACUUUGGACUUGAGAAAAACAAGCCAGUAAGUCCAGAAAGUCCUGUACUGUCAAGAUUUUCUUGCUUGGAAUCAUUGCAGUCUGCUUGGUAGUAUUUAUUAUACCAAUAUUGGUACAAGUAAAAAUAGAGUGUAUUUAAGAAUCUUAGCAAUCUAUGAGAUAGAUAGACAUGUCCACCACGUACACAGUUCUCAUAAUGUCUUAAUAUUUUGGUGAGUUUCAGAACACCAAUAUUUUACUUUAAAUCUACUGUAAGCUAUAAGAAGGGGAAAAGAAAAGUUCGGUUUUCAUUUUAAAGGACAUUUCUAGCCCACAUGAUUUCCGAGUAUAGGAAAAGUGAUUUCAGUGCAUCUAGAGAACUACAAACAUCAUAAUGCCAAAUAUCUAUAAGCAGUGUCAUCAUUUCUGAGUGGAAGGAGAAACAGAUCUGGUAUUUUUAGUGUUUGGAGCUGGCAUUAGUAGAGCUCUUUGAUUCAUAGCAUGGUCCAAAAAGUGACGUAGUCCAACUGCAUCGUUUCAGAUGGAAAGAAACUAGAAGAUCUCAGUACAAAAGCCAUGUUAAAACAUGGAGCCAAAACAUAACUAUUUCAGUGCUGGUGUUUUAAUGCUGAAGCAUAAAGUAAAGGCCAUUCUGUGCAGAGCCAUAGGAAAUUUCUGGAUACUUUUUGUCACAUUCCUCAUAGAUUCCUGGCCCUGCCUCCAAGUUAUUUCAGUCUUUGUUGUCUAUGUAUAAUAUCUAACAUUCAGGUUAUGAUUAAGCCCCAGCUGAAGUAUCUCUAAUUUGAGUGCUUAUCUGAAUGAAAAUUUUUAUCACUGAUUUCAGAAAAGAGAUGUCACUUCUUUUUAUGGCUAAGGUAAGAGUUCCCCCAUUAACAAAUCACUCUGUUGUGAAAACUAUAGAAAGAUUGAAGACCUUAAAGGUGUUUUUAAGCAUUAAUAUUAGUGCACUUAAAAAAAAAAAAAAAAAAAAAAAAAGUGGCUAAAAAUGUCCCUUUGAGGCUCUUUCUAGUAUAUGAAUACAUGUAUCAAAUAAAGCUUCUUUUUGUACUCAACUGUUCAUUUGGGAACCACUAAGAUGAUGUUACAGCUGUUUGGCUUUUUCAGAGCUACCUCUAUGGCAACAGCAAAAUACAUGAAAAGACCUUAUUAAAUACAUGUAUUUAAUAUAUAUAAUAGAUUUAUCUUCUGUAAAAACUGUCAUGAUAUCCAUGUCAUAGGAUACUGUCUCUUUCUUGUUUAAAAAAGAAAAAUAAAAACAUCAGCCAACCUCUCUGAGCACUGUUAGCUGUAUCGUUUUGUACUGCAGUUCAUUCAUUGGUUAAGUGAUAAGACCAAAGACUGACACUUCUACUUUAUCUAACGCUAUGACACUUCUGCUUCUACUAAUUCUGUUGGAAUGAAGAGAUGACAAGUUGUAAUUACAACAUGAAAUUGUAACAUAGUUUAGAUUUGUGCAGCAUUUUGAGCUGUAGAUUGUUCACUUUUUCCAGGGUUUAAUUUGUUUGUUUGUUGUUUUGUUUUUGUGUGUGUUUUUUUUGUUUGUUUGUCAGCAUGGUGCAAUUAUGUUACUGUUCAUACAUACCAGGAUCUUUCAUUGUUCAAAAAAAAAGCAGAGCGAGUAUUCCAAAAUGUGCCAAGACAUUGCUUGUUUCAACUGGAGUUAUACUGUUUUGCUUGCAAAACAGUGGCUUGACUGGAUAACACAAUUCACUUAAAAAAUAUUUUAGAUACAGAGGGCUAUUAAGUCUGGGUUGAAGAUAGAACUAUACAUGUCUAGAAGAAUUUUAUAAAGGAUGUUUAAGAAAUUUGGUUACUUACAUCGUGUAUUAUUUGUUGUUUUUUGUUUGCUUAUUUUAGAUUCUAAACCAUUGUCUAAUUAAAAAAAAA